UCUAAAAAAACAAUGGUUCCAUCAUCAUCAUCAUCACCACCAUCAGAGAAAUCGAAAUCAAGAAUAUCGAAAAUGACAACAAUCAAAUACAAAGAAUGCAGACGGAACCAUGCAGUUUCCAUGGGAGGCUACGCACUGGAUGGUUGCCGAGAAUUCAUUUCACGCACCGGAGGCGGUACAAAGAAGAAGACGAAGAAGGCAGAUGAUUAUUUCCACUACUGUGAUGCCUGCGGUUGCCACCGAAAUUUCCACCGGAAGGAGAUGAUCCAGAACGGUGUACCCCUCGGUAGUAAUGGUGAGGAAAGUCAUACUGCUGCACCCUCUUCGUCCAUGUGUCUCCUGCUGAUGGGAUUGGGACCCUUCCAGUAUAAUUUAGUGCAGCCUCAACCUCCUCAAGCUGGUGGUGUCAACUGGAAUGGUUAUCAGCAUAGGGUUUUUCAUGGUGAUGAUGAUGAUGAUGAUGAUGAUGAUGAAGAGUUGAAUAAUAAUGGAGGCAUGGUUGAUGAUCAGCAGGUGGGAAAGAAGACAAACCCAAAGAAGAAACCGAAGAUGGAAAACUAGCUACAAGUUAAUAUAUAUAUAUAUAUAUAUAUAUAUGUUAUCGGUUAUAUAUUAACCAAAUGUUUUCCUAUUUUCAUUACCCAAAAAAAAUGCUUUCCA
Molecule: messenger RNA, 660 nt
Organism: Ziziphus jujuba (common jujube)
Lineage: Eukaryota; Viridiplantae; Streptophyta; Magnoliopsida; Rosales; Rhamnaceae
Product: zinc-finger homeodomain protein 14
Exons: 1
Coding region: 13-561 (182 amino acids)
Biological process (GO): regulation of developmental process; regulation of DNA-templated transcription
Cellular component (GO): nucleus
Molecular function (GO): DNA-binding transcription factor activity; transcription cis-regulatory region binding
Source: RefSeq, a predicted model, not a curated record